UCUUUUCCGUCUGACGUUUAAAUCUUUUCAUUUCCAAUUGGUUCCUGUUAUUCACUUUCUCGCUACACUUCAGACUACAUAGUUUAUCUGCAUUUGUUCCCAAUCCAUUCGGUUUUAAAACUAAAAUGAAUAACAAACGCAGCUUCGAUGGUCUCUGUCUCACCAAGCAAGAGCGCCAGGCAGUUCCAGUGACAAGCAGUGACAAGGCCACCUCAACCUAUGCGGAAGUCACUGAAAACAUGGCAAACAGUGCAAUCCAGACCAAUGAGCACUUGCGCAAGAUCUUUAUAGGUGGGCUACCCACGCAGACUACUCCGGAGACUUUGCGCGAGUUCUUUUCUAAGUUCGGCGCAGUGGCCGAUGCCGUGGUCAUGCGCGAUCCCGUGUCCAACCACUCGCGCGGCUUCGGCUUUGUCACUUUCGUUGAUCCGGGCUCAGUAGAGAAAGUGCAGAGCAACCGCCCACACAUUAUUGAUUGCAAGACUGUAGAAACCAAGCACGCCCUGCCGCGGCUGGAUUUCAACAAGCCUCCAGGAAUGGGCAAUGGCCAGACGAACAAAAUCUUUCUGGGUGGCCUGAAGGACUGUCACGACGAGCCCAUGAUUCGGGACUAUUUCUCGAAGUUUGGAACCGUCAUGAGCGUCAAGGUGCUGAUAGACAAGGAGACCGGGCGUAAGCGGGGCUUCGGUUUCUUGGAGUUCGAGAAUAUCGACAGUGCCGAGAGAGCGUUGGUUCUGAGCAAGCACGUCAUCAACUUCAUUACGGUCGAAGUGAAGAAGUCAUCUCAGAGACCCGAUCCUGCCAAGCGCCUUCGUUUUCCCAUGGGCGGUGCGGCCCGCGCCGGCUUCAUUCCGCCGCAGCCAGCCGUGAUGGACAGAAACUGCUACAAUCCACACUUCAAUCCGUUUUCGGCACAGUCAAACCUGCCGCCUUCAGCCUAUAUCAAUGGCUGGGCCUCGUAUUUCACCCCAAACAUAAUACCAGCAGUGCCCCACUUCUUCUAUGCCGGAAAGAAUCCCAUCGCCCCUGGGGCUCGGGAGGGCCCUCAGUCUGCCUGCAAUACGGCACAAAAGUCUGGGGGCAGCAAUCUCAUCGAAUGGGUGCCAAAGCCUCACCAGAUUCCGACCAAUCAGCGUCUCAUCAAUGAUAACAAGUCGGUACAGGCGGCUGCUGCUGCUGCUUCAGCAGGGACUAAAGAUAACGUGGUCGAUGUUGGCGCCGGAGGCGAUGCGGCUAUUGCUGCGGACAAUAAGUGGUCCACCGAAAACAACAACGUUCUCAAGACAUCUCCUUCGCUCAAUUGAGACUCUCUGCCCGCGUACGGCAUGUAAGGAAGUCGGCGGCCGUGGCACACAUUCGCUUCAUGGGAGCGACACAUUACACAUACACGGAAUUACACGACAAUCGCUAAGAGAACGAGAAAUGAAAAUGGUUACAUGCGACGCAUUCUCUCGCAGGGCGAUUGAGGAAAAGACUGCGUAGAUUAAUUUUUCAUGUAACCAAUUAUACUAUACAAGAAAUUCAGAAUAUAAUAAACAAAUAGAAAAUAUAAA
Molecule: messenger RNA, 1553 nt
Organism: Drosophila miranda
Lineage: Eukaryota; Metazoa; Arthropoda; Insecta; Diptera; Drosophilidae
Gene: Rbp4
Product: ribonucleoprotein RB97D
Exons: 5
Coding region: 126-1304 (392 amino acids)
Cellular component (GO): cytoplasm
Molecular function (GO): RNA binding
Source: RefSeq, a predicted model, not a curated record